AUGAGCGAUAUCAAAAACGAUAUCAAAAACGCGAUGAUGGCCUGCCAAAUCGAAGAAGCCGCAAACUUCACCGCACGACUGAAGACUCUCCGGCAGUCAUGCAUAAGCAGCCUCUUGGAGCUCAGGCACUUCCCCAAUGUGAUUUGGCAGCCAUCUGAUGGCCCCGGCGGGAAUCCUGCGAACGAAGUCGAUCGGAUUCAGCUAAAGCUCGCGAUCGAAGUGACCUGGCGUGACAACAAACCGAUCUUCCCGCCCGUCAACACCCGACUAUCUGAUGAACUAACCUACCUGGCGGUCAAGUACGUUUCUGCCAAGGCGCGUGGUUCAUACUGGCCCUACGACUUCACGGUUCAGGGCGACAUCCGAACUUCUCGGGUGCCGUCUGGCCCGCCGGUUAUUGUUUGGGCUCACGGCUUGCCGUUCUUCCCUGUUUACCGUGGUUAUUACAUCCUCACCGGCCGCGAGCAUGCUCGAUACAUUGGCUGGAAGAUGCGGGUCAAGGAUUGGGGCGUGUGCAAGCUUGCCCCCAUCUGGUCCAUCGGUGCGGUCCUUGCUCCCGGCUCUGCAGUGGCACUGCCUCGCAACCUCGAUCGCCAGCUGCGACUCCACACGCCUAACAUGGCAGAGUUGUCUUCGCCCUGGGAGAAGGACCUGCACCCCGAUUUCAUGUCUUCUCGGCACCACCUGUGUGCUGUCCUGCCCCGAGGCGCCGGCCAUGCUUUUAUCUUUCCGCUGUGCAAGUUCCAGGGCUACCAUGUGAACUGUGGUCCGCUUCCGGGAGAUGGGCUUGGUACGGUCCAGAUGAAGAAGAGUUACUUCAGAAAGUGGGUUGAGGGCUUUGACUAUCCGACUAUGGUCGACAAGCCCUAUGUCAAUGAAAAUACACCCUGGCCUCUUGGAUAUCAGAUGGAACCGGAGCAGGAGGAUGAUCCGCAUGGUCCAAUUAUGGUGCUAGGAGGAACUAUUGCAAACACAAAUAUUAAGAACGAAGACAAGGAAGAUGGUAACAAGCUUUCACAGGAGGAGGAUGCCGUCAACACCCUGAUUAAGAAGGAGCAUAGCGACAUGAUUUGGGCUGCUACGGAUCCUGAGCCAGAGCCAGAGCAGCACAUGGCGAACAGCAACGGCGGCUACAUCGCCAACGACAUCGCCAGCACCCUCGAGUCUCAUGCCUCGAUUAUCAAGCGUCAACACUCGAUGCCUUCAUCGAUUGCCAGCUCUAACCCACUUCUUUCUUCUCUUCCUUCUCAGCCUGUCUAUCCUCCUCUUCCCUCUUCUCUCGUCGCCUCCACCUCUUUUGCUCCAAGCUUCGCCGUCCACACUCCCGUGGCCACUCCCAUCAAUCUUCUAGUUCAGCCCGUCGCUGUCCAGUCUGCUGGCGACAACCACGAGCCUUUCUCUUUCAGCGACUACCUCAACUUGACCCCUGACAACGCGACUCCCGAGGCAACUUCCAAGACUCCUGGUCAAGAUACUAUCGAUAUGGGCAACCAGAUCAGUAUCGAGUCCACCGACGGCGCCGGUGACAGUAGGUCCACGGUGAUCAACACCCACGGCCUUAGCCGCCUGCAGCUCGCCAAUCCUGCCGCUCAGGCUGCCCUUCUUGCGACUGUUCAGUUGGCCAGCGCUGGUACCACUCCCCAAGCCACAGUCCACCUGCAGAUCGGCCAACCCGAGGCUCGGGCUCUCGUUGCCGCUGCUCGAUCGGCCGUCGCUGCUGCCAACAUCCAGGCCAAUUCCCAGGUGAUUACCCAGGCCCCCCCUGGUGCUACCACCCAUGCCAACGCGCAGGUCGCUACUCAGGCCAUUACCCCGGUCCCUGAUCAGCCUACCACGCAGGCUCCCGCGCAAGUUCCAGCCCCGGGUCAGGUCCCCUACCAGCCGCUGCAUGUCCAGGCCCCCAAACUACUCUAUAUGGACGAGCGCGCGAUGACCAUCAACUUCGGCGUUAUGUUCAUGCACCAAUACCCAGGCAUGCACCAGAUGUUCCGCAACAUGAUGCUGAUCUACCACGGCGGCAGGGCGAAGCACCGUGCCCAUGAUGCCGGCGACACCAACGAGCAAUCGAGUGCCCACGCGCUGACCCUGCUGAACCUCGACAUCAAGAACACACACAACCGGAUUCUGCACGACCUCUUCCUGUUUCGUCCCAAGAGCGUUGCGCACGCCAUCAUGGACUUCUACGACAAGACCGGCUUUCUUCAGACCGCGUACCCGGAGCUGUAUCUUGAGCUGCCUCCGAACACCAUCCGUCGGCCUGGCUUCUCGCUAGAUGACCUGCCUAAGGAAGAUUUAUUUCUGUCCAUCGUUGCUUCUAACCGGACUAUGUAUGCUCAGCCGGGUCUGACCUAA
Messenger RNA from Penicillium lagena, 2352 nucleotides. RefSeq lists its product as uncharacterized. The transcript has a single exon. The coding region runs from base 1 to 2352 and encodes 783 amino acids. Lineage: Eukaryota; Fungi; Ascomycota; Eurotiomycetes; Eurotiales; Aspergillaceae. The record is from RefSeq and is a predicted model, not a curated record.